This is a messenger RNA of Manis pentadactyla (Chinese pangolin), 3172 nucleotides long. RefSeq names its product ANKH inorganic pyrophosphate transport regulator (gene ANKH). The transcript is spliced from 12 exons. Bases 408 to 1886 code for a protein of 492 amino acids. Lineage: Eukaryota; Metazoa; Chordata; Mammalia; Pholidota; Manidae. Gene Ontology annotation, molecular function: phosphate transmembrane transporter activity. Gene Ontology annotation, biological process: phosphate ion transmembrane transport. Gene Ontology annotation, cellular component: membrane. The record is from RefSeq and is a predicted model, not a curated record.
GGCGGCGGCGGCGCCUCGUGCGCGCGGUUAUUUAUUUAUUUCCGGCCCCAGAGCGCUUAUAAUGGAGCCGCUGUCAGCAGAACCUUCUGCCGCCGCCGCCGCCGCCGCCGCCGCCGCCGCCGCCGCCGCCGCCGCCGCCGCCGCCGCCGCCGUCCCUCCUCUUUUUUUUCCCGGCAGAUCUCUGUUGUGUGGGAGGGCAGCGGGGAUGGACUUGAGCUUGCGGAGCUCCUGCUAGAGCAGCGCGCUCGGAGAGCGCGCCCCGCCGCGAGGAGCCGCCGCCGCCGCCGCCCCAGGCCCCGCCGCCCGGCCUCCGCCCGCCCGCGCCCCGCUCGGCCCCCGCGUCCGUGCCCCCGGGAGAGUGCCCUCGCCGCGGCAGAUGUGUGUGGGGUCGGCCCACGGCGGGGACUAUGGUGAAAUUCCCGGCGCUCACACACUACUGGCCCCUGAUCCGGUUCCUCGUGCCCCUGGGCAUCACCAACAUAGCCAUCGACUUCGGGGAGCAGGCCUUGAACCGGGGCAUUGCUGCUGUCAAGGAAGAUGCCGUGGAGAUGCUGGCCAGCUACGGGCUGGCAUACUCCCUCAUGAAGUUCUUCACGGGCCCCAUGAGUGACUUUAAAAAUGUAGGCCUGGUGUUUGUGAACAGCAAGCGAGACAGGACCAAAGCCGUCCUGUGCAUGGUGGUGGCCGGGGCCAUCGCCGCCGUCUUUCACACCCUCAUAGCAUACAGUGACUUAGGCUAUUACAUCAUCAAUAAACUGCACCAUGUGGAUGAGUCCGUGGGGAACAAAACGAGAAGGGCCUUCCUGUAUCUUGCUGCCUUCCCUUUUAUGGAUGCAAUGGCAUGGACCCAUGCUGGCAUUCUCUUAAAACACAAAUACAGUUUCCUGGUGGGAUGUGCCUCAAUCUCAGAUGUCAUAGCUCAGGUCGUUUUUGUAGCCAUUUUACUUCACAGUCACCUGGAAUGCAGAGAGCCUCUGCUCAUCCCGAUCCUCUCCCUGUACAUGGGCGCCCUGGUGCGCUGCACCACCCUGUGCCUGGGCUACUACAGGAACAUCCACGACAUCAUCCCCGACAGGAGUGGACCAGAGUUGGGGGGAGAUGCAACAAUAAGAAAGAUGUUGAGCUUCUGGUGGCCUUUGGCCCUCAUCUUGGCCACACAGAGAAUCAGCAGGCCUAUUGUCAACCUCUUUGUUUCCCGGGACCUUGGCGGCAGUUCUGCAGCUACAGAGGCAGUGGCAAUUUUGACAGCCACGUACCCUGUGGGUCACAUGCCAUAUGGCUGGUUGACGGAAAUCCGCGCUGUCUACCCUGCUUUUGACAAGAACAACCCCAGCAAUAAACUGGUGAGCACAAGCAGCACGGUCACGGCCGCCCACAUCAAGAAGUUCACAUUUGUCUGCAUGGCCUUGUCGCUGACGCUCUGUUUUGUGAUGUUCUGGACACCCAAUGUUUCCGAGAAGAUUUUGAUAGACAUCAUCGGGGUGGACUUCGCCUUUGCAGAACUCUGUGUUGUCCCUUUGCGCAUCUUCUCCUUCUUCCCGGUCCCAGUCACUGUGAGGGCCCAUCUCACUGGAUGGCUGAUGACGCUGAAGAAGACGUUUGUCCUGGCCCCCAGCUCUGUGCUGCGGAUCAUCGUCCUCAUCACCAGCCUCGUGGUCCUGCCCUACCUGGGGGUACAUGGAGCCACCCUGGGCGUGGGCUCCCUCCUCGCGGGGUUUGUGGGCGAGUCCACCAUGGUCGCCAUAGCAGCCUGCUACGUCUACCGGAAACAGAAAAAGAAGAUGGAGAAUGAGUCAGCUGCAGAGGGGGAGGAUUCAGCGAUGACGGACAUGCCUCCAGCCGAGGAGGGGACAGACAUCGUGGAGAUGCGAGAGGAGAACGAAUGAGCGCAGCACCAUGGAGGCAGUCCAGCCGACCCUUCACACCAUCUCCUCUCCCAUCGUGUUCUGUCCUUCUUCGGUUUUGGCCUUGAUUUAAAGGUUUCAUGUCAACUCUCUGGCAUACUGGGUAUGCUCACACUGAUGUGGGGACCUAAAUGGUCUGUGCCAUUGCUUUGUAAAAACAAACAAAACAAUUGGCUUCAUGCCCUUGCUUUACAAAAACCCAAAAGACAGCUGCCUCGUAGCCCAAGGUGUGUUCUCCUCCCUCGGACAAUCUCUGCUUGGAACCAAAGGACCGCGGCUCUGCCAUCCAUCGCCCCUCCACCACCACGCCCAGCAGGCCACACUUCACCCUGUCCCUUCGCAUCUCUCCUAAGAACCAAGGGUCACAACCGGGCUUUCUUUGAUUGGUUGCCCAGUAACACAGCUGUACCCAGAGAGGUAACCCUGGUGGCCUUCCACUACGGGGUCAUAAACUGCUGCCCACGAGCAGAGGGUCAGCAACAGGCUGCAGCCUGGAGUGACCGUUACCGCUGAGGACUGGAUUUGCAAACACGCUGGAUGGACAGAUGGAAAUAAUCUCCUGUAGGAAGGUUUGAGGUGCCACAGGAGUAGUGAAUGAUAGCAUUUCAUCUUGUAUUUUCCUAGGUUUGAGUGAGCUCCAUAUACAUACAUGAACUAAAUGUUUUAAGUUGUCACAAAUGCGCAUCUGCAAAUUUCAGCGUCCACAGGCAUGACUCUCCCUGAAGGCUUGUUUUUCACUCACCUUUCCUGAAGAUGGCACUAGAGCAAGUGAAAUGGAGCGUACUAACUUUACAUUUUAGUUUUUAAAGUGAACUGAAGCUUUAAAUCAUAAUCUAGCAUUUUAAUGCCAGGUUGCUAUAUCAUACCUUUUGAAAUAGUUCAUUACCUGGUUCUGCCAUUAUUAGACAUAACCACGUGGUACAAGUGAUUCAGAGUGUCCUUCGGUACUCCCCUCUAACGCCACAUGAUAAAGCAAGACAUUUUAUAAACGAUAGCAAAGUCACUAUGUGAUAUUCCCUGAAAAGACACAUUUGAAAUCCAUUUAGUGCAGUAUAUUUUUCUAAGUUUUGGAAAGCGGGUUUUUUCUUUAAAAAAAUUGUGGACACCGUUCACUAAAUUCUUGAUUUAAUCAAAAUUCCUAGGCAGAAAGAACCUAAACACAAAAAUAUUUUAAAGCUAUAAAUAUAUACUGUAUAUGUUAUGUAAUUUAUUUUAGGCUAUAAUACAUUUCCUAUUUUCGCAUUUUCAAUAAAAUGUCUCUAAUACAA